Messenger RNA from Rotaria sp. Silwood2, 2160 nucleotides. Lineage: Eukaryota; Metazoa; Rotifera; Eurotatoria; Philodinida; Philodinidae. The record is from the annotation of a GenBank genome assembly.
AUGGGAACUUGCACAUCAACAGCAAUACAUCGACAGAAGCAGCGACCACAAGAACAUAAUCGAACAGCAUUAAAGAACUCAAUUGUCCUUGGUGUUAAAUCACCUCCACCUUUGCCAUCAUUACCAUUAGCUGUAUUUCCAAAUCAUCAAUAUCAACAAUCUUAUUGUUUAUCUACAGAUUUUGACACACUAUUAUCAUCAUCAACAACAAAACCUAUCUUUCAUCAAACAGAUACAAAUAGUUUGAUACAAUUAUAUUCUUCUAAUACGAAUACUAACAAUAACAACAAUAUUAAUAAUAAUAAUAACAAUAAUUGUAAUAUUAUCAGUUGGAUGUCAUCAUCAUCGUCUGUACCACAGGUUCCACCUCGAAUUCCGGUGCCAAAAACUCGAGUACCUGUCUAUCAUCUAUCACCAUCACAACAAACAACCACAAUAAUAAGACCCAAAAAUGUAACAUCAACUGUUAGUUCAACUAAUCAAACGGGUUCUAUUAGACCAAUGUCAAUAACAAAUCGUCCACCACCACCAACUACAAUGCAAACACGUUUUGGUUUUAUACCACGACCAACUGCACCCGGAUUACAUCAAGCCCAAGCAUCAACAUAUGCAUCACGUAGUCGUUCGAUUAGUCCAACAUCACAUGUCAGCACUAAUUCAUCAUCAUCAUCGCUUUCUUCUCAACGUUUGGCAAAAGCUCAAAUAAUAUCAAAAGCAACAUCAAAUCGAUCUAAUCUACCCUCAACAACAACAACAAUGACAAAUAAUACUACUUCUAAGCCUAAAACAUUGAGAUCUCCUCGUCAAGGCGAUUCAUCAAUAUCAAAAUCAAAUGUUAAAUCAAGUGUUCAAGCUCCAACAGCAGCUAGUCGUAUGCGCUCAAGAACACCAUCACGAACUUCUGCGACAUCUUCAUCAUCAUCUAUUGCUUCUCCUCCACCUCCUUCUUCUACUCCAUCAUCAUCACAGACCACAGCAGCAGCAGCAGCAGCAGCAACAACAACAAUAAUAAAAACUGAUGUUACUGCUAUACGUGAUCGUUAUAGAACACAUCAACGCAUGAAUUUCUUUACACGUCGUACUCCGUUAUCAGCAGCUAAUGGUUCACCUGUAGCUGGCUCAAUUCAAUCACCUGGAACAUUGGCUAUUAACCAAGAAAAUAAACAAUCAUCAUCAAUAUCUUCAACAACAAAUAAUUCAAACCAUGACUCAAAAGUAGUAAUACCUCCAGAAAUACCUUCAUCUCAUCAUAAUGAUUCAACCUAUGCAAAUGUAAAAUCUAUUUCCAAUCAACCUCCAUCUGCACAUCUUGCUCAAGGGAAUAGACAUCGACAACGAGCUAUUAGCAUGUUAUCUGCUACAUCUGCUAUUUCAGAUGUACUGAAUCAAGAUACAUUGCUUGAAGAUGAUAAUUGUAGUCUGAAAUCAGACGAUUUAAUGUGUGAUUAUGAUGAUACACUCACUAUAGAUUCUAAUAGUAAAAAUGAUCGAAUAGAUUCACAUUCAAUAGCUUCAUCUUCAAAUGAAACAAAUAAACAGCAUAAUACAAUAAUAAGUGUUACACCAACAAAACCAAAUGUUUCUCAUUAUCAACCAACAUCAAAAGAACAUCGUUCAGUUACUAUAGCUAAAUGUUCAACAACUACAAAUGAUAAAACAAAUGCUAGUUUACGUGAAUCACUUGAUGAAUUAAAUCGAUUAAGUAAUCGAAUGGAUCAUACUAUUGAUAAUGAACAAAAUCGAAGAUUAAUGACACGUUCAGUUUCAUUAAAACCACCGCCAACAUAUCUACCACCGCUUGAAGAUGCUGAACAAAUAACAAUGGAUAUUGAAUCUUAUCGGCAAGUUAUGAAAGAUGUUAUGGUUGUUAAAACAAUUCUUCAUCAACUUGAUCGAUUGCUUAAACAUUCCGAUGGUGCUAAUAUGACGGAUUCAAUGAUUGGUUCAUGUCAUGAAUAUCACGAUCCUAUGUUCAGUUCAAGACGUUAUUCAUCAAGUCUUGGCGAUGGAAAUACUCGUAAUGUUAUCGAUGAAAAUUCUUCUUAUGAUGAUUUACUCAAAGAAAUAGCAACAUUACGUAAAGAAAAAGAACAAGAUAAACAAACCAUCAAAUUAUUACAAGAACAGAUGUAUAAAUAUUCAAGUCAAACAAAUGGAUGA